UUUUUGUUUACCAUUCCACUUCGAUCGAGUCGAGUGUUUUCCAAUCUGAGGGUUGAGAGUUUUUCGAAAAUCGGAACUCUACGGUCGUUUUUUUCCGUUGUUGAUUGUUGAUUUAAAUUCUGAGAAGUAUUGCGUAGAGCCGCGGUGAUUUAUAGACGUGCUAGUGCUGAUUUCUGAUUUAAGAUGAUUCGUGAAUCUGGUAAGGAAACGAAGUGAUUUUGGUUUAGUGAUCUGCCGCGAUUUGUGAAGCGAAACACGAAUGAUCGGUGAACUAAGGGGUCCUUACGGGGUAAAACCAAGUGAUUGAGUGUGGGAAGUGAUCCGCACGAAACGAAGAUUAGGAUUAUCACGCAGGCAGCAGACUGACAGGAAAUCGAAAAGUUGCACAACUUUUUUUAACCGGAAAGGACAUCCGCAGCAAUUUUCGUCUGAUAUUCCGUGUUAGCCGGUUCAGCUGAGAGAUCCUGUUCGAUCAACAGUUCCGGAGUUCAAGAUGGCACACUUGUCGCCACCUCCUUCGCCACCGGCUUUGGCAAGUCAAAUGCCGGCUAGCCCGUUGGAGUUGAACGCUUCCUCGACGAAUCUGAUCCAGCGGGCGUCGGCUUUCAGUUCCGUGCUGGGACAGAAAUGGAGCGCGAGAGAUCUUCCCCUGCUUUACAACCCACUGUUCUACUCGGGGGCCGCCUUCCUAUGGCCACAGUUCCUGCUGCCCCAGCAGCCAAUAACACCGAUCUCACCGAAUCUUGCCAAUUCCCGGGAUUACACUCUAACUCCGGAAAAGGAAGAAAUUAUUGACGAGGACAUGCCGCUGAAUUUGUCGAUGAAACCAUCGGCGUCGACGCCGAACUCUCGUUCGGCGGCAGCCGCGGCCGCAGCAGCUUCCCUAGCCCAUUCGAUCCAUAUCUGGUCGCCGGCGAGUAUGUGCGAGAAGGAAACUACGGACGAUACCCAAAGCAAUAUCGACAUCGAGAACGACAACGACGGCGACUCAUCUAGCGGCGGAGAGCUGCAGAUCGAUGAGUCCUUCGAGCAGCACCGGCAUCACCAUCAUCAUCAUCAGCAGCUGAUGGAGAGCCAGAAGGCUCGCAUCCUAACGGAGUACAACAAUCUGCUGCUCAACAGUGGCGCCGCCAGUGGGAAGAACGAUCGGAACUACUUCAACUACAGUAAGAUUAGCAAGGGCUACUUUACCCAUCUGCAGCAGCAGCAGAAGAACCUGGAAAUUCUGAGACAGAACCGUACGGAUGUGUUUGUGGUGAACAGUAACGAUAACAAUAGUAGCAUCAGCAGCAAUGACAACAACAAUAGGGAUGGUGUGAAGAAUAACAAUGUCAGUGCGUUCAGUGAUAAUAGUGGUAGUGUAGAGUUCCGGAUUAAGAACGAGAUUGCGCGGCCGGACUCGACCGGGCACGGUGAGGGUUAUGUGUUCAAGCGAGAGCCUGGCCAUGGGCUGAUUGGAAGUGAGGAGAAGAAACCCGCCAGGCUGUAUCAGUGCAAGCAGUGCGGCAAAACGUUCAAACGCUCCAGCACGCUAUCGACUCAUCUGCUGAUCCACAGCGACACCCGGCCGUACCCGUGUCAGUACUGCGGCAAACGAUUCCACCAAAAGUCCGACAUGAAGAAGCACACGUACAUCCACACCGGUGAAAAACCGCACAAAUGCGUCGUUUGUCUGAAAGCGUUCAGCCAGAGCUCGAAUCUGAUCACCCACAUGCGCAAGCACUCCGGCUACAAACCCUUCUCAUGCGGGCUCUGCGAGAAGGCCUUCCAGCGGAAGGUGGAUCUACGGCGUCAUCGCGAGGGACAGCACAGCGACCUCGUGGUGGGCGGAGGAGGGCAAACGCUUCUGCCAUCGACGGAGGAUUUCAAACCCAUUAUUGUUUCCAGCGAUAAUAGUACUGCCGUUUCCUCUGCCGCGGCGAACCUAACCGAUAGCAGCAGCCCCGAACGCGAUUCACCGAGUUCAGCCGCCGUUGCGGCUGUUGCAGCGGCAGCAGCAGCAGCAGCCGCUGCCGCUGUUGCUUCCACCACCAGCACUGGAUUCCAUCGUCACCAUCAAGAGCACCAACAGCAACAACAGCAUCACCACCAUCAGCACCAGAACUACAGCCACCAUCACCGUCAUCAUGCAGACAUUAAAAUGGAAGUUAGCAGCAGUUGUUCAUGAUUCGGUCCGAGCUGGUCCCUCUCAACGGUGCCGAUUUAGUUUGUAUUUAUAUAUGUUACAUUUUCCAAACCCCGGCCUAAUGACGAUUUUUUUUCGAAAAAAAUAAAAUAACUAAGGGCACGAUUACCUAUCAAACGAGCCGAAGAGGUAUACACAGACAACAACAGAUGUUGCCCAAUUUUGACGCUUCUUCUUUAUGACUGAUGUUGGAAGCGAAACCAAACAACAGAAAGCCAACCGUCGCCUACUGUUGUUGUUUUUGUAGUCUUUGCUGCCACACGCGUCAGAUGACGUUUCGGUUUUUUUUUCUUGGUUUCUUUUGUUGCUACUUCCCUUAACUCGUCGAAGUGAAACAUUAAACAUAAUAACAAGCCGCAAUCAAAAGAAAUGCAAAUGUUUGGCUUUGUUCGUGCGAAAUAAGUGUGCCUCGGUGGAUCAGAUUGAAGUGUUCCGGAGUCCUAAAAACCUGUACAGUGUAGUAGUACCAAUCAGUCGAGUUACAGACGUACUGUUCUUAGCAAGUAAUUAAUUUCAAGCAUUUUUUUGUUUUAUCUUAGAGAAUGUUUCGAACUAGUUAAGCCAAAGCUAUAUUUUUUGGCUAUUCACUACAGAAAAGCGAAGCUUCAACAACCAAAACAUCUGUAUUAGCAUUUAAUUUUUACUAGCAUGUAAAUACCAGUAAUUUAUUGCGAAUGUAGUUUGCAACCUAUUUUAAACUACUGUCUAGUCUUCUGCGAAGAGAAUGAAAACAAUCGAGAAACCCUUCAAGCAGCUAAUCGCCUGGAAGGGGUUUCGGAAUUGAAGGGGAAACGAGAGGCGCUUUUGUUACCGAAAACAUUUCAGAAGAGGGACGUUCCUCCCAGUUCCAGCAAACGAGCGCGGUGGACAUCGGCUGUGGAACGCCCCAAAACCACUUACACAAACACACACAUGUUAGUCAUGAAUAGAGUUCUCACCUUUAUUCACAAACAGCUACCGAACCAAAGACUCUAUUUGUAAACAAGAAAAUCGAAGGCACUUUUGUAAUUGUAUACUCGAACUGCUGCUAUUCUGCUUUUCGUCUCCUGCUGUACUUAUAUCCUGUACCCUGUAGCCACCAUUGUCCUUAUUAGGUAGUGAUUUCGUCCGAUUAGUCGUACUUCUUUCCUUGUAUGAAAGCAAAAAAAUGUCAUUUUUUUCUUCAAAAUUUGUUAUUUAGUCUUUAGUGAAAAAAAACACGUUAACAAAAUCAGCUGAUAUGAUGAUCGUCCAAAAAUUGAGUAAAUUGUAGGUAUUAAGUUUUAGCUUAAACUGUACGAACGUAAUCAAUUGUUAGCUCAAUAGUAACUUAUGUUAGUCAAAUAUAUUGUGUACAUAAAGUUGAUUUAGUAAAUAUGAUCUUCAUUUACUAGCAUAAGCAGUACUACUAGUUCUAUUAUAUUCGUACGUGUUAGAUCUUACGUUCAAAGCUGCAAACCCCCCAGUGAUCGUUGUAUAUUUUUGAUACAAUG
Molecule: messenger RNA, 3657 nt
Organism: Topomyia yanbarensis
Lineage: Eukaryota; Metazoa; Arthropoda; Insecta; Diptera; Culicidae
Product: zinc finger protein sens-like
Exons: 6
Coding region: 494-2167 (557 amino acids)
Cellular component (GO): nucleus
Source: RefSeq, a predicted model, not a curated record